Molecule: messenger RNA, 2984 nt
Organism: Lates calcarifer (barramundi perch)
Lineage: Eukaryota; Metazoa; Chordata; Actinopteri; Centropomidae
Product: inositol 1,4,5-trisphosphate receptor type 1
Biological process (GO): transmembrane transport; calcium ion transport
Cellular component (GO): membrane
Molecular function (GO): monoatomic ion channel activity
Source: RefSeq, a predicted model, not a curated record
UUGUCAGCUCCGGAAUUGGAGGGAAGGGAGCUCUGGCAGAGGUCCAGUGCCACCUGGACAAAGAAGGGGCCUCUGAUCUGGUCAUUGAUCUCAUCAUGAACGCUACCAGCGACCGAAUCUUCCAAGAGAGCAUACUGUUAGCCAUUGCACUGCUGGAGGGUGGAAACACAGUCAUCCAGCGGUCGUUCUACCACCGUUUAACGGGGGACAACAAGUCUGAGAAAUUCUUCAAGGUCUUUUACGAGCGCAUGAAGCUGGCCCAGCAGGAGAUCAAAGCCACUGUAACAGUCAAUACUAGUGACCUGGGCAGCAAGAAGAAGGACGAGGAGCCACCAGACAAAGACACGCCUGCACGCAAGAAAGUGAAAGACCUGCCAGUGGUGGCAGUGGUGACCGAGGAGGUGAAGGAGCAGCUGGUGGAGGCCUCAGCCGUGACCAAGAAGGCCUUUACGACCUACCGACGCGAGGCCGAGGCCGAAGAACACCAAGCAGCCGCCGACGGCUCUCCUGUCCCGACUGCUGAUAAGGGCCAGGAGGAAGGCGAGAUGAGUGUUGUCAUCACCAUCAUGCAACCCAUCUUGCGUCUCAUGCAGCUGCUCUGUGAGAACCACAACAGAGAUCUACAGAACUUUCUGCGCAAUCAGAAUAACAAGAACAACUAUAAUCUGGUGUGCGAGACCCUCCAGUUCCUGGACUGUAUUUGUGGAAGUACAACAGGAGGACUGGGCCUGCUGGGACUUUACAUCAAUGAGAAGAAUGUAGGACUCAUCAACCAGACUGUGGAGAGCCUGACUGAGUACUGCCAGGGUCCCUGUCAUGAAAACCAGAACUGCAUCGCCACCCAUGAAUGCAACGGCAUUGACAUCAUCAUUGCUCUCAUCCUCAAUGACAUCAACCCCCUUGGCAAGAAGAGAAUGGAUCUGGUGCUGGAACUCAAAAAUAAUGCCUCCAAGCUGCUUCUUGCAAUUAUGGAGAGUCGCCAUGACAGCGAAAACGCUGAGAGGAUACUGUACAACAUGAGGCCUAAAGAGCUGGUGGAAGUGAUAAAAAAGGCCUAUAUGCAGGGAGAGAUAGAGGUGGAGGAGCCACAGGAGGGUGAGGAUGGAGAGGAGGAGCACUCUGCGUCUCCACGCAACGUUGGUCAUAAUAUCUACAUCUUGGCACAUCAAUUAGCCCGUCACAACAAGGAGCUACAGGCUAUGUUGAAGCCAGGGGGCACGUAUGGAGAGGGUGACGAGGCUCUUGAGUUCUAUGCCAAGCACACAGCUCAGAUUGAGAUUGUACGACUAGAUCGCACCAUGGAGCAGAUAGUCUUUCCUGUGCCCAACAUCUGCGAGUUCCUCACCCAAGAGUCCAAGCUGCGUGUCUACUAUACCACAGAGCGGGAUGAGCAGGGUAGCAAGAUCAAUGACUUCUUCCUGCGCUCCGAGGACCUCUUCAAUGAAAUGAACUGGCAGAAGAAGCUGCGAGGUACUCAAGAGGCUACUGGUAACACAAACACAGUUCCCUCCCAGCCCAUCCUGUACUGGUGCUCCAGGAACAUGUCAUUCUGGAGCAGCAUCUCCUUCAACCUGGCUGUGCUCAUGAACCUACUUGUGGCCUUCUUCUACCCUCUGGAGGGUGUCCGUGGAGGUACCCUGGAGCCCCAUCUAUCUGCCCUGCUGUGGAUGGCCAUGCUGGUGUCUCUGGCUAUAGUCAUCGUCUUGCCUCAGCCUCAUGGUAUCCGGGCACUCAUCGCCUCCACCAUUCUGCGCUUGAUCUUCUCUGUAGGCCUGGAGCCCACUUUGCUUCUGCUGGGGGGUUUCAAUUUAUGUAAUAAGGUAAUCUUCCUGAUGAGCUUUGUUGGGAACCGAGGAACCUUCACCCGUGGCUACAAAGCCAUGAUCAUGGAUGUGGAGUUCCUGUACCACCUGCUCUACCUGAUUAUCUGCACCCUGGGGGUCUUUGUCCAUGUCUUCUUUUACAGCUUGCUGCUCUUUGAUCUGGUUUACCGAGAAGAGACCUUGCUGAACGUUAUAAAGAGUGUGACCCGCAAUGGCCGCUCCAUUGUUCUGACAGCCGUGCUGGCUCUUAUCCUCGUCUACCUCUUCUCCAUUGUGGGUUAUAUCUUCUUCAAAGAUGAUUUCAUUUUGGCUGUGGACAGAAUACCCAACAAAACACUAGAACAUGGAGCCAGUAUGGUGGGAGAGUUCUUCUCUGGUGGAGUGUGUCAGAAAGAAAACAGGGAAAACUGUUCAGGAGAGGCCGCCAUGGAUGCUUCCCUUGCCAUCCAGCCGUCGGCGGUGGUGAUCGAGGACAAGGAGCGAACGUGUGACUCCUUGCUCAUGUGCAUUGUCACAGUAUUGAGUCACGGCCUCAGGAGUGGAGGAGGUGUUGGGGACGUCCUACGGAAGCCAUCCAAAGAGGAACCCCUUUUUGCAGCCAGAGUGAUCUACGAUCUGCUCUUCUUCUUCAUGGUCAUCAUUAUUGUCCUCAACCUCAUCUUUGGUGUCAUCAUUGAUACUUUUGCUGACCUGAGGAGUGAGAAGCAGAAGAAAGAGGAAAUCCUAAAGACAACAUGUUUUAUUUGUGGGUUGGAGCGGGACAAGUUUGACAAUAAGACAGUUACCUUUGAAGAACACAUCAAAGUCGAGCACAACAUGUGGCAUUACCUGUUCUUCAUCGUUCUGGUGAAGGUGAAGGAUUCGACAGAGUACACUGGACCAGAGAGCUAUGUAGCUGAAAUGAUCAGGGAGCACAACUUGGACUGGUUCCCACGGAUGCGGGCCAUGUCCUUGGUCAGUAGCGAUGCAGAUGGAGAACAGAACGAGAAGAACCUGCAGGAGAAACUGGAGUCCACCAUGAAAUUGGUGUCGAACCUCUCGGGCCAGCUGACAGAGCUCAAAGAACAGAUGACAGAACAGAGGAAGCAGAAGCAGCGGAUUGGCCUGCUGGGAACCUCAGCACAUGAACGUCAACCCCAGCAGCCGCAUAAGGUCAACUAA